CCCAGUGAUCGUGCUCAGCAACAUUUCUCCACCACAGCUCACAAUAGACCUCCAGGUCCCUUUCGAGCGGCGCCGCAAAAAUCGCCUACCGGCAGCAACUUCGGUAGCGAUGUUGCGCUCGCGAAUCGAGCAAAACAUUCCCCUCCCCGACACGCCCGAAGACUUCCUCACGCGCGGCGUCUACGCUCUGGCCAUAGACCGGCUCCCCGCCGACAGCCACGAAUGCCCCAUCUGUCUGAUCGGCUACAACGAACCGCAAGACAACCGACCCGCCGGCGAGGGCGCGGUGCUGAUCCGCCGAUGCGGCCACGCCAUCGGGUGGGAGUGUCUGAAGCGCCAGGUCGCCAUGGGCGCGGAUCCGCGCCGCUGCCCCAUGUGCCGCGACAGCCUGUACGCGCUGCCUGAGCGACGGACUGCGCCCGCCUCUUGGGCCCCGGAUGCCCCACCGCGCCCUCCUGUGCGCGCCUCCUCGACCGUGCUGCAGCGCACCCGCGCCCGCGACUCCGAGCCUGCUUCCCUCUCUAUCCGCGACUACGUGUUUAAUAUCCCUGAGCAGGCUGUCUUUUCUUUUAUCCGUCUCGAAUAUGACGACGGAACCUCGCCCGUCUACUACAGAGUCACCGGCUAUAUGAUGCCUGACGGCAGCGGCGUGGCGUCGCUUCGCGACAACGACAAUACGGCGCUCCAAUAUCCCCCGGGGACUUUUUCGGCGCCGAAUGCUGGUGCGACGCAGACUAACGGGGAUUAUCUGAUCAUAACUCAUGAGCAAGUCGCCGAGGCCGCUGCCCGAGGCAAUGGGGCUUGGGACGCCGACUUGAAUUUGGACUUUCUGAUGGAGCCUGGUCCCGUGCUGUGCAUUUGGGAGAGCGAGGACCGGUACAUCAGUCCUCUUCUCAUCGGCCGCAACCCAAAUUUUCGUACCGCUAUCAAUGCUCCCGAGACAAACAUUGCCAUCACCUUGAUGGAUCGGCUUUUUGAGUCUCGCCGCGUGAGACAGUAUCUGGAGUGGAGGAUGAAGGGAUCAGAACUCCGGAAUCUUUUGAUGGGUGCAGCCACACAGGUGGAAACACAGUUCAAUGGCUUGCCGGAGCACGUUUGGAUGUACUUGGAAGCUGUGGUGGAGAUCCUUGUGAACUGGUUAGCCUUCACCAACGGUUCUAGGUGAUCAAACGUGGAUAUGCUCACGUAUUAUGGACGGCUCCUCACGAAAAUCGGGGAAGUUGAAGAGGAAGGACGCCUAUAAAAAAAAGGUUAAUGAAGGCAGAAAGAGUAGAGAUGAGUGGAAGACGAGCGGUUGAACCAGGGCCCAAUCCAAAAG
This is a messenger RNA of Aplosporella prunicola CBS 121167, 1318 nucleotides long. RefSeq lists its product as uncharacterized. The record is from RefSeq and is a predicted model, not a curated record. The coding region runs from base 110 to 1165 and encodes 351 amino acids. Lineage: Eukaryota; Fungi; Ascomycota; Dothideomycetes; Botryosphaeriales; Aplosporellaceae. The transcript has a single exon.